Messenger RNA from Cladocopium goreaui, 4311 nucleotides. Lineage: Eukaryota; Dinophyceae; Suessiales; Symbiodiniaceae. The record is from the annotation of a GenBank genome assembly.
GGUUUCCCCAUGGAUUUGACAAACGAAAGCACUGUGAGUUGAACCGCCAGUUGUGCCAUGGGUGAAGCAUGUGGAAGCCAGUUCAGACGGAGGAGGUGAACCCUGAAGCUGAAGGCGAAGGUCCCUUGUAUCCGAUUCCCAUCCUUCAGCCCGACGUGCAGGGCCAGCUUGCCACUGCAGAAGAGCGCCUCUUCGAUAAGCUGCUGCCCUUGGCCCUGAAGACCCAGGCAAAAUGGAUGCCACGCGGUACCCGGCGUGGGAGAUUCAAGGCGCUGUUGCAUAAGAUCAUCUCGGCACGGCAGAGACUCCGGUGCCUCCGCAGCGUGCUGAAUACCUUGCUUGGGCCUCGCGAACGUGACGUGACUUCCCAGCUGAAUGCCAUUGCAGCUACCAAGAAGUUGCGACGGGAGCAGGUGAAACGAUUCUUCAUGAACUACCGGCCGGCACAGGUCUCCAGUCAGCUUCCCGUGGGGCAAGUGAUGGAGGACAUGGCCUACAAACACUGCAAGCCUUUGCUGGAGACCCAAUGCCGUUUCUGGCCCGCUGCCGAAACCGCCGCCGGAAAUCGCGCUAAUGACGAGCUCCGCAGCUCCGCGGCGUUGCCUGAGCCAGGAGAGCGCCAGAGAUCCGGGCGGUCCUGGAUUGGGCGCGGUGCGCGGGAGCGCAAGACGCAGCGCUGGCAGAUGGCGGACAAGUUGCGCAGUGGGAAAACCAGCAGGGAGGGACAUUGGGAUGUGAGAUCCGCCAGCGGCUUGCAGCACUUCCAACCAAGUUCCUCCUCGAGGUCGGUGAAAAACAGCACCAUCCGGAAAGUGGAACUGGGGGGAAUGGGAUCCAAGUCUACUUCCUUACCAUCCUUGCACUCCAAGUAUGGUGGACUGGGCAAGAGCCUGGUGGAGGUCGACGAGGACGUUGAGGACUUUCCCUUUGAGGCAACCGCGGAGAGUCGCGUGGGGCCGGCGAUGGCCACAACCUUUACUGAAGUUUGGAAGCCAGCACCGCCAGCGCAGAAAUCUGCAGGACCCACCAGCAGGUACAUGACAGCUUGCGAGCGCGGUGGCAUCUUGCCCACUCCCCUGGACUUUAUCACCGGUGGCUCGAGCACUUUGGACGCAGCCAACUGGGCUCUGGCGGAUUGCGACAUCAUCCCCGUGGCCACGAUGUUUCGCAGUGUCCCGGAGGUGAAGGAGGUGGAUCUGAGCCAAAACACCCUGCUGACGGACAAGUCCCUGGUGCCGCUGCUGCAGAAGAUGAAGAGAAACCCGGCCUGCGCCACGUUGACCCGACUCAGCCUGAGGCAGUGUGUCAGAUUGAGGGAAAAGGCCAUUCAGGAGAUCAUCAAUCUGGUUGAGAGUUCCAGUGGCUUGAGCAACUUGAAGAUCUUGGAUGUGAGUGGUAUUCCCUUCCCAGUGCGACUUCAGCUGGACUUCUGUCUGGCCCUGGGUGAGCAUUCCAACUUGGAGAAUCUGCACCUGGCGGAUGUGGGGCUUGGCAGUAACCCCGUGGCGAAGCAAUGCCUGGAAGCGCUCUUCAGAUGCAACACGCUUUUGGCCUUGGACCUGAGCUGGAACGCCUUUGGAGAUGAGGUCUUUGGUGCCAUCGGCGCCUAUGUCUCACAGCCGCACGUGCAUUUGCGGUCGCUCUCCUUGUCGAACUGCUCCUCGGCUGGCACAGAGGGCACGGAUCAAGAUCGGCAAAGCGAGCAGGCCAAGCCCUUCAAACCGGUCAAUCUGAUGUUGGAAUGCCUUUCCAAAGCCAAGAGCUUGACGUACCUGGACAUCUCCAUCAAUCGUUUAGAUCUCACAGGUGCCUUGAUUUUGGAGGAUGCAUUGAGUCGACAUCGUAGCCUCACGGAACUGGAUGUUUCUCGCAAUCCCUUUGGGAGUUUGGGGGCUCAUUCCUUGAUGCGCAUGUAUGCGGUUUCGCGGCUGGAGCGGCUACAUUGCAUCGAGAGCUUUGAUGUGGGGAAUGCCCGCGGGGAAGCUUUUCAAGUCUCCAAUCCCGAGGGCGUCUAUGCUCUCAAUCUGUCGCUGCCCUAUCACCGGUCGAUCCUGCGCAUGCUGCUGAAAUAUUGCAAGAGACUAUCCCUGUCUCCGAAGCAGGCCUUUACAGACUGCUCCUCGAACUUGCCAUCCUUUUCGGAAGAUGAAGAUGGGAUUUUUCAGGUGCCAAGCUCCGGUCGCAUGAGCUUCACCUUCAGCAGCACCAGAUCUCUGGGUCCGGAGAUGUACCAGGAGCCAGACCGGAUUCCUCAAGCGUUAACGGAGCGGCUGGAGAUGACGAAGAUUCCGCUCCGCAUGGACAAGGCCGUGCUGAUGGUGCCCAUCUUUGAAUCCCUUCAGGACAAGCUUCCGUUGAUCGAUGCCCUAGCCCAGAAUUUUCUCUUGGACUACUCCCACAUCGAGCUGCUCUGUAAUCUGGGAAAGGCCAUGAUGGUGCAGACGAUUCUCCUCAGGCUCCUUCAUACCACCUACUCCUGCCAACUUGGUCGCUACAUGUGCAACCUCUUGGCGAGUACGAAGGCGCAAUAUUAUCAAGUUCGACAGCGGGCGAUGCUGUCCUUAACCUUGACGCCCAGCAAUCCAUCGAUGCAUUACUCCUUGCUGAUGGGGGAGGCUUGCGACUUCUUCAUUGUGGAGGGACUUCGAGUGCUGGACCGGUGGGAGACCAAUACAGCUGCGCGCCUGGGCUACAUGGACAUUUCUCAACGCGGCAAUCAGUCGCAGGUGCGCAACGAGCUCUUCGAAGGUCGAAGACCCAGCUGCAGGUCGAUCUGCGACUGGAAGCUCCCGCUGUAUGGGAAGCUUGAGUUCGACUUUGUGGGCGGACCACGGCCGCCCGCAGGUGUGGAACCCAUGCAAGAGGAUCUGUUUCAGAAAUUCUUCCAAGAUUUGAUGCAUUCACGUUGCGGUCCGUGGCAACAGCUCCAGGCACUCCGAACCUUGGCGCCCUAUUUCUACCUGACGAGCUCCCAGUUACGUGAGCUUCUGGGGGCGAUCUGGGACAGUGAGGCACGGAUCCAGCUAUUUCACAUCUUUUACUACAGGUUGGCGGACAUUUGGAACGUGAAGGUUUGCCGCGCCCGCUUUUCCAGUGCAGAGUUUGAUGUCUUGAUGGAGCGACUGGGGCCUACGAAGUUCUUUCCCUACAUCCAACCUGAACAGGCCAUGAUUGAGCUGGACUUCUCGGUCCACGAUCACAAGUUGGCUCUGACCGUUUUGAUGGCGCUGUACCAGAAAGAGGGAGCUUUUCUAGCAGAGCCCCGCUACAUUCGAGAGGAUGGAACUCAAGAUGAACUGGUCACAGGUGUCCCUAGGGCCUGGGCGAGAUACUCAGACCUCCCUCGGGCAGGGAACUUCCGGGCCAAGUACCUGGUGGCGCCGGAGAAGCGCAACUUGAAGACUCGCAUGGAGUUCCUCUCCACAGUGGGGCGCUGGAAGACCCCGGCCCUGAAGCAAGAGGACGUGGAGUGGUGGUCCAUCCUCUCAGAUGUGAGUCUGGACAUCAUUCGUUUCAUUGAGCUGCUGGAUGCCAAAUACGUGGGUGACCUCAAGCAAGCCUUUCGGGACAUCGAUGGGGAUGGCAGUGGUAAUGGUGGCAUCUCCUUGCACGAGUUCGAGGAAUACUGUGACAGGUUGGAGGACUCUCGCUUCGCAAAGAAUCGACGAGAGCGUUUCCGAGCCAUCUUCCGUCACCUGGAUGCCACGCAAGAGGGCAACGUCUCAUUGCAGGAGUGGGCCUAUCUGGAGACCGUGAAAGCCGAACUUGAUAGACAGACCAACGAGUUGUACAGCUUCAUCUUAUGGCACUUCGGUGGUUUAGAAAAGGCAUGGAAAACCUGGGAGAAGAACUUGGAUGGCGUGUUGUCGCAGGACGAGUGGAGCGAGGGUUUAGAGCAGGCCGGAUAUUUUGGCGCGUGCGCGGAGCUGUUUUCCAUCAUUGACCAGAAGGGUGAUGGUGUCAUCACUCAUGCAGAGUUCUCGCGUAUUCGCACGGGACAUGCGGCGGAAGCGUUCGGGCGACUCUCUGCGGUGAAGUUGUCAGAGUUCCCACUCAUCAAGGGCCGGUGAGGGCCCGGUGACAUUAGGACCAAUGGGAUCAUGAACAACCCGCUUGGUUGGUUCCAAAGGUCCAUUUUUAUUUAGGUGAAUCGAUCAUCCAAACAUCACUCGAGGUUUUUGAGAGAUUGGCACCAGCAGGUUCCAUUCGGGGUCGCCUAAGGCGGUUCCCUCCACCCCGAUCUGGGUCAGGGUGACUUAUACCUGGUAUGUGGGCUUUAUCCAAGAACGGGGUAUGCCCCCCAAAUUUGUG